UAGCAAGACAAAGGAAAGAAUAGUUAUUGUGAGCAGUUAAGUUAUUGAGCAGGAGCUAGCUAAGCAAAGGUCAGCUCAACAAAUAGAGAUGCAAAGUGCUUUGGAUCAAUCUCAGCCGUUGGAUUUGAGGUUGGCGUAGAAUUGUCAGUUGAGUACACGUGCUACUACUACUUGUACUAUCUUUCCCCUUUACCACUUCUUUUUAUCUUUGCUUCCAUGCAUGGAUUUCUCCUCCCAUUUGCCAAACAUAGAGUGUGUGUUGUAAGAGAGAGAAAACAACAAAAAAACUGAAGAAAGAGAAAAAAAGAGUAAACUGCUCUGCUCUUUCUUCUGCUCUCAGAAUUUGGAUAUUUUCUUGAUAUUUGUCCACUGUUUCUUGAUUUACUCUUUCCUAUUAGUAGUAUGGCUUACAAAGUUGUACUAGCACUUUGAACAAUUGGUAGGAACAAGACUAGGCAAAAGUUGGACUUUUUUUUUCUUCUUUCUUGAUCAUCAUCUGAUCUGAUAUUCUUGAUUUGAUUAGAUUCAAUGGGACUUGAAGAUCAAGAAGUAGUACUGAAACAUGUUUGCAAAUUCUGCAACAAAAGUUUCCAUUGUGGUAGAUCCUUAGGGGGUCAUAUGAGGUCUCAUAUGAUUAACACAACUGAUGGAGAGACUUCAAGAAAGAAGCUUCCAGCUUUGAUCAUCAGUAGCAAUGGUAAUUUGGAUAUGGGCACUCAAAGUGCUAAUUAUGGGCUGAGGGAGAAUCCCAAGAAGACUUCAAAAUUUGCUGAAGAAGAUACUUUACUUCCCAAUCAGAACAACAACAAAGUUUGCAAGGAAUGUGACAAAAGCUUCCAAUCAUGGAAAGCUUUAUUUGGCCACAUGAAGUGUCACUCAUCAAUGAAUAACAACAGUGUGGAAGAAGAUUCUUGGAACAGUGCUAGUGCUAAUAAUCACAAACAAUUAGUACUAAUGGAUAGUGAAUCUGAUACUGAAGCAGCAGCAGCACCAAAUAAGAAGAAGAGAUCAUCAAGAAGGAUGAAAAGGUACAUGGCUCCUACAACUUCUUCUACUUUAACUUCUGAGAUUGAGCAUGAACAAGAAGAGAUUGCUAUGAGUUUGAUUUUGCUUUCAAGGGAUGUUGGGAAUUGGGUUGGUCAAAAUCAUGUCACUGAGUGUUCUGAUAACAAUUCUCAGUUCUUGAAAUCUAGAAAAUUGAGUACCAAAUGUAAAGAUGGAGGUGAUUUGGUCAAGUACUUCAAGAAAGUCAAAAAUGGGAAAACAGAGCAAGGUGAGAGCUCCAACUCUCCAAAAAGGGACAAAUCAGAGCUUCCAACAGGAGAUGAAAAAAAGAAGAAGGUUAAAGUGGACAAUGAAAACAGAGUUGAACAGUCUGAAGUUGAACUUGUUCCUAACAAGUUAGUCAAAGGGAGUAGUUUAGUUAUGUCACAAAUGGAUUCUGAUCCAAAAGAAAAAUUUGAGUGUACUACUUGCAACAAGAGCUUCCAUUCCUAUCAAGCACUUGGUGGUCAUAGGGCUAGCCACAAAAAUGCUAAAUGUGAAAAUAGUAGCAUUGACAUGAGUGAAAUUAGUGAAUUUGGGCAAAAGAAUGAGAACAAUUGUGGAUCAAAGAAGCAGGUAAAGAUGCAUGAGUGUCCAAUUUGCUUCAAGAUUUUCUCAUCAGGCCAAGCAUUAGGUGGACACAAGAGAUCCCACUUGAUUGCUGAGGCAAAAAGAAACAACAACAACAACAACAACAACCAAUCUGUUGAAAUACAGAAACCAAUACCAGAAACCCGAAACUUCUUGGAUCUAAACUUGCCUGCUCCUGUUGAAGAAGAAGAUAACAUGUUGGAUUCUAGCAGUACACAUGAGCAUAGUGAAUUCCAGCAAUGGUGGAUUGACAGCAGCCACAAGCAUGAGCAACUAUUGGGCCUUCUUUCUAACUGAUCAUUGGGCAACUAUUGGGCCUUCUUUAUCAAAGAUUCACAAGUGUACAGAUUCAUUGAUUCUUUACAUGAUUUGAAGUGUUUGAAUUCACAGUAGUAAGUACUGGUGGAUAUUUCAACCUAUAUUUGUUUGAUCCGCCAAACCUGUCCAUGAUUAAAUCGUAUUCAACUCAUCAACAACAGUAGCAACUUACGUUUCAGUUUCAAACAAGUUGAGUCCACUACAUGAAUUCUCUCUAUUCAUUUUAGCUCAACUCAAAAUUGGCAAAUUUUACGAUGGUUGUCAAUCUACUGCAACCCUCCUCCUUUAUUCGAGCUUGAGAUCGACAACGUGAGCAAGCUGACGCAAGCGGAAUUAUAUUCAAACCAUCCAUUUAGCAAAUUCCAUUUUCUCAAUGAACUAGUAAGCACUAAGCACCCCUUUUUUGGUUAAUUUUGUUUUAAUUUUGUUUUACAUAUUUUAGUUAUAGAAUGAAAAUUCAUCAGUACAAGAUGUAAGCUUCUUUUUCUAUUUUGGAUUCUUUUGUUGAAUACAUUUUAGCUUCAUCUUGAGCUAUGAAGAGUAAAUUUGUUGUGGUGUAAUAAUUUUUUCUUGGGAUUGAAGGGAAAUUGAGUGAGGUGUUCAA
Molecule: messenger RNA, 2557 nt
Organism: Lycium barbarum (goji berry)
Lineage: Eukaryota; Viridiplantae; Streptophyta; Magnoliopsida; Solanales; Solanaceae
Product: zinc finger protein ZAT1-like
Exons: 1
Coding region: 529-1932 (467 amino acids)
Source: RefSeq, a predicted model, not a curated record